Molecule: messenger RNA, 1160 nt
Organism: Rubroshorea leprosula
Lineage: Eukaryota; Viridiplantae; Streptophyta; Magnoliopsida; Malvales; Dipterocarpaceae
Source: the annotation of a GenBank genome assembly
CAAAAAUCCAAAUUUUAAGGCCUCAAGAAGAACAAAAAUGCAGGCCUUAAAUUAUGUUCUGUUGGAAGAUGUUCUUUAUAGAAGAGGACAUGAUGAACUACUUUUGCGUUGUCUUGGUCCAGAUGAGUACUGCCAGAUUAUGUCAGAUGUGCAUAACGGAAUCUGUGGUGCACAUCAAGCUGGAAUUAAGAUGAGAUGGCUAAUUCGUAGACAUGGAUUCUUUUGGCCAUCAAUCUUGAAAGAUUGCAUUAGCUAUGCUAAAGGAUGCAAAGCCUGCCAGAUUCAUGGACCUUUGCAGAGAGUUCCAGCGUCAGAACUCCAUCCAAUUGUCAAACCAUGGCCAUUUCGAGGGUGGGUCAUAGAUUUGAUUGGUAAAGUUUAUCCUCCUUCAACUAGAGGGCAUUCAUUUAUUAUUGUCGCCACAGAUUACUUUACCAAAUGGGUGGAAGCAAAGCCAAUGAAGAAGGGGACAGUUUUUGUUGGUGCACAAGUUGAAGCAUUUGCAAAAGAAAUGGGAUUUAGGUUACUUACUUCAACCCCUCAUUAUGCUCAAGCCAAUGGUCAAGCUGAAGCUUCCAACAGAAUUGUGAUAAAUCUGCUGGAAAAAAUGGUUGAUGAUAAUCCAAGAUGUUGGCAUGAGCUGUUAUCUGACACAAUCUGGGCUUACAGAACUUCACAAAGGAGUUCUACCAAGGUAACUCCAUUCUCUUUAACUUAUGGACAUGAUGCUGUUCUGCCCAUGGAGUUAUCUGCUAGAUCAUUGCGUAUAGCAAUUCAACAUGGUCUCACUUCUGGAGAAUAUAAUGAAGCAAUGAUUCUAGAGUUAGAAGACCUUGAAGAAGGAGAUCUGGUAUGGAAAAUAAUUCUGCCACCUAGAAAGAAAGACCCCAGAUUUGGGAAAUGGUCUCCAAAUUGGGAAGGACCAUUUCGUAUACAUGAAGUGCUUAAAGGAGGAGCAUAUUGGCUUGAAUCAUUAAAUGGAGAGUUACAUCCUCGAAAAAUAAAUGGAAUCUACCUUAAGCCUUACUAUCCUAUGAUAUGGGAGGCUAGAGGUUUGGAUACCAUUGAUUCUACCUGAAAUAGAUUCGAGGUAGGAUUUGUACAGUAUUUUAUUCCAUUGUUUUAAGCAUUUUAUCAUUCAAUAAAAAGUGCUGAGCGAA